CUUGCCUCUCGCCGUCUGUAUAUAGUACCUUCAUCUGCUGGCAAUAUCCUCCGUUCUCCCUGUUUAGUCGCCCAGACACGUCUGCACUCGACCACCAUGACCACGCCGGUCGCAUCCACCUCUCAGCCCGCGCAGCUCUCGGCGCUGAACGCACCUCACCAGGAGGGAAACAAGAAGAAGGAGAAGAAGGGGAAGGAGGCUACGUCCGCACACCCGCUAGAAAUCACCCCGCGUCCCGAGUUCUUCGAUCACCGACUCAAGAUCUUUGAAAAGUUGAAGGCGGAGCAGGAUGAGUGGGUGAAAAACCAACCGCGCCAGGAGAUCUCGAUCACUCUCCCCGAUGGCUCACAGCGGAAAGGAACCAGUUGGGAGACAAGUCCAAUGGACGUAGCGAAGCAGAUCUCGCAGAGCCUUGCGGACCGGGUGGUUAUUGCCAAGGUCGACGGCAACCUAUGGGAUUUGGAGCGUCCGCUAGAAGGCUCGUGCUCUGUGGAACUGCUUGACUUUGAGCACCCCGAAGGUAAACGUGUGUUCUGGCACUCAUCUGCCCAUGUCCUCGGCGAGGCUUCCGAACGUCACUACGGCUGCCAUCUUUGCAUCGGGCCCCCUACGGAUGAUGGCUUCUACUACGAAAUGGCCAUUGAGGACAGGCCAGUGGUGAACAGCGACUACCCCGCUAUCGAGAAGGUCGCAGACCUGGCGAUCAAGGAGAAGCAGAAGUUCGAGCGUCUCGUGGUCCCGAAGGAGACUCUCCUAGAGAUGUUCGCGUACAACAAAUACAAGAAACACAUCAUCGAAAGCAAGAUCCCCGAUGGCACCUCCACGACAGUUUACCGCUGCGGGCCUAUGGUGGACCUUUGCCUCGGCCCCCAUAUCCCUCACACUGGCCGCAUCAAGGCAUUCAUGGUCACCAAGAACUCUGCAUCGUACUUCCUGGGAGACGCCAACAAUGACUCGCUCCAGCGUGUCUAUGGAAUCUCAUUCCCCGACAAGAAGCAGCUGACCGAGUACAAGAAGUUCCUCGAGGAGGCUGCGAAGCGCGACCACCGAAAGAUCGGCAAAGAGCAGGAGCUGUUCUUCUUCAACGACCUUAGUCCUGGAAGUUGCUUCUUCCUCCCGCACGGUACCCGUAUCUACAACACCCUCAUCGAGCUUAUGCGGUCGGAGUACUUCAAGCGCGGAUACCAAGAAGUCAUUUCGCCGAAUAUGUACCACAGCAAGCUGUGGGAGACGUCGGGACAUUGGCAGAACUAUAAGGAUGACAUGUUCGCGCUCGACAUCGAGAAGGAGAAGUGGGCGUUGAAGCCGAUGAACUGCCCUGGCCACUGCCUCAUCUUCGACUCGCGCGACCGCAGCUACAAGGAGCUUCCCAUUCGCAUGGCUGAGUUCGGUAUCAUCCACCGUAACGAGGCGUCGGGCGCACUUACGGGCCUGACCCGUGUGCGCCGUUUCGUGCAGGACGACACGCAUGUGUUCUGCAUGCCCCAGCAGAUCGAGGAUGAGAUCGCCGCUCUGUUCGACUUCAUGCAGCACAUCUACGGCCUCUUCGGCUUUGAGUUCCACCUGGAGCUCUCCACUCGCCCUGACAACUACCUCGGUAGUAUCGAGACGUGGAACGCCGCCGAGGAGCAACUGAAAGGCGCGCUUGAGAAGUUCUACCCGGGCAAGUGGGAGAUCAACCCCGGCGACGGCGCGUUUUAUGGACCCAAGAUCGACAUCACCAUCCGCGACGCGCUCAAGCGCGCGUAUCAGUGCGCGACCAUCCAGCUCGACUUCCAGCUGCCCGAGCGCUUCAACCUCAAGUACCGCAGCGCGGACGAGGCCGCCGACGCUGGCAAGCCCCCGCCGCGCCCGGUCAUCAUCCAUCGCGCCAUCCUGGGCAGCAUGGAGCGCUUUAUUGCGAUCAUCACCGAGCACUUCGCGGGCAAGUGGCCGUUCUGGAUCUCGCCGCGCCAGGUGCUCGUCAUCCCCGUUGCGAUUCCCUACAGGGAGUACGCUACCGAGGUUGCAGAGAAGCUGAGCGCAGCCGGGCUGUAUGUGGACGUCGACAACGGCGAGAACACGCUCCCGAAGAAGGUCCGCAACGGCGAGAUCGCGCAGUACAACUUCAUCCUCGUCGUUGGCCAGGACGAGCUCGACACUCGCUCUGUUAACGUGCGCAACCGCGACGACGUUGGCACGAAGGCGCGCACGGAGACGCUCCCGCUGGACGUCAUCACGGAGAAGCUGCUCGCGCUGAAGACCAAGAGGAGCCUUCACAACAAGCUCGAGUAGAUAUAGAUGUCUGCAAUGCAAUGCAUGAGGUUGUCUUCACAGCGUGUACUUAGCGUCUCGAGUUCUGGGUUUGCACAUCGCAAUCGAGCAGAUUAAGC
This is a messenger RNA of Trametes versicolor FP-101664 SS1, 2372 nucleotides long. RefSeq names its product tars protein. The record is from RefSeq and is a predicted model, not a curated record. Gene Ontology annotation, cellular component: cytoplasm. Gene Ontology annotation, molecular function: threonine-tRNA ligase activity; ATP binding. Bases 97 to 2274 code for a protein of 725 amino acids. The transcript has 14 exons. Lineage: Eukaryota; Fungi; Basidiomycota; Agaricomycetes; Polyporales; Polyporaceae. Gene Ontology annotation, biological process: threonyl-tRNA aminoacylation.